Messenger RNA from Salpingoeca rosetta, 4492 nucleotides. RefSeq names its product COMM domain-containing protein 4. Bases 38 to 4492 code for a protein of 1484 amino acids. Gene Ontology annotation, cellular component: cytoplasm. NCBI's taxonomy places the organism in Eukaryota, Choanoflagellata, Craspedida, Salpingoecidae. Gene Ontology annotation, molecular function: protein binding. The transcript has 27 exons. Gene Ontology annotation, biological process: tRNA methylation. The record is from RefSeq and is a predicted model, not a curated record.
CGCUAAUUUCACCACCCGGACAAGGUAACAACACACGAUGGGCGAGCGAUGCGCGACAACCACCACAGCGUGCGCGCUGACCGCACCAGUGACAGCCCUGGCAGAGGAUAACGGCCUCGUCUUUGUUGGCUGCGGCUGCGCCGUGAAGGUGCUCGAUGCAGGAUCACACUCCGUCAUCUAUGCCAAGGAGGUAUUUCGAAUUGGCAGCGUGUUUGGGUUUUCCUUCCCAGACAAGGACCAUGUGGUGUGCUUUGGCAGUAAGGAGGUGGCAACGCUGAGAUACACUGGCGUAAAGCAGCUCGUGUGCGUGUCCAACAUUACGCUGCGCGAUCGCAUGUGGACGGCCUCGUGUCGUCGCAUCAAGCACAAAGCGUCCGCUGAGCAACAGGAAUCUCGGCCCGACCUGCUCGAGCUCAUUGUCGUGCUGGCCCACAACCAUGUUCAGGUCCUCCACGCCCCCGUCUGCGAAUCCCCACAGUGGGAGGAAGCGGUGGCGUUUCGUGGAGACACGGCUUGCCUGUUGUACUCUGCUGGCUUGCACGACUACGGCACAAACAUCACCGCCGUCGCAUCAGGGACCAUUUUCCAGCAGGUGCGGCUGUGGCGCUUGCCAAACACCCGCCACCGCAAUACAGAGGAGCGCAUCGUGCCCGCGCGCGUGUGUCUGGAUGGGCACGACGGCGUCAUCUUCAACGUCUGCUUCUCGCCAUCGGGCGACAAGCUGUGUAGCGUGAGUGAUGAUCGCAGUGCGCGGGUGUGGAUGCUUCCUCCCAAAUGGGCGCACGCAGAUGAGCACACGUCGCAAACACAAUCAAUUGCCGCCUCUGUCGUGGUCUAUGGUCACUCAUCGCGCGUGUGGCGGUGUCUGCUGACGGAGACUGCGCUGUUGACUGCUGGAGAGGACGGGUGCUGCUGCGUGUGGGAUCACCAUGGCCGACGUCUCAGGCGGUAUCGUGGCCACCGCGGCGGGGGCGGGCUGUGGGCGAUUGCCGAUACCAGCAGCGAGGCCGUCAUCACAGGUGGAGAGGACGGCAGUGUGUGGCGGUGGUCCAUCUCGCCAGCAGCGCUGCAGGAAACGUCUGCAUUCGCCGGCAAGUGGAUCCCACGUCCACCAACAGCAUCAGCGGACACGGAUAUCACCCCAAGCACAACUGCUCUCCUCGACCGUUCGCGUGUCGUUGUGUGCACACACAGCGGUCACAUCAUGCACUACAACUUUGAGACGCAGCAAGAGAAGCUGCUGAUGCACUCGCCUCUUCUCCGCAAGUACAUCCUCAUUGCGACCCAAAAGCCGACGGCGAUGAACGCAUUCCCUGGCCAUCCCGCCACCACCGCCUCGCAUGUGUUCGCCGUAACAAGCGUGUGUGGCCGCGUUAUACUGUGCAGCGAGAGGGCGGGACACUUGCACACAUUCCGUGCGCACGACAGCAAGAUACUCUCGCUGCACUGGCUCACAGCGCCAACAGCACAUGUCAGUAAGCAGCAGCAGCAGCAACAGCUUCUGCUGUUCACAUACACGGCAGGAUGUGGUCGCGUGUGGCGACUGCACGUUGCCGACCGUGAUGGCAGUGGUAAUGGUGAUGGCGAUGACGAACGCACCGUGGGUGAUGGUGGUGAUACAACGGCGUCAGUGGGAACACCAGGGCAGGCCGUGGUGCGUGUUGAGUGUGUGUUUGAAUAUCGCGUGGAUGCGGGCGUGUAUGUGCAGUGUGCGGCGCUUCUGCCCUCUCGGCUUCUUGUUGUCGGCGACAGAAAGGGGUUUGUGCGCGUCUUUGACAUGAACUGCAGCAGUCGUCAUGGUGAUGGUGGUCAUGGUGACAGCACCGCUUCGGCACCUCAGCCGCCGCAACAGCCUGAGCAGCUCAACCCCGGAGCAACAGCAGCAACGGCGGCGACGGCAGGGGAUGCGGUGGUGCCAGCGCGCGUGUGCACAACAGCGAGCGCAGUGUUCAAGGCGCACGGCAAGCAGUCUGUGACGAGUGUUGCGCACAUGCCCACAGCAGAUGGGCGCGUGUGUCUGGUGACAACGGGGCGGAAUGGGUACUACUGCAUCUUCAACGUGAGUGCACAGCACAGCAGCAGUCGUGAUGGUGAUGGUGAUGGUGAUGGUGACGAUGAUGACGAUGAUAUGCGGCAGGGCUGUCGACGUGUGUCGCUCGUGCUUGCGACGAAAGCGCGUGUGUCCCGCCAGAUGGGCUGGUUGAACGCACUCGUGCUUGCCCAAACACCGCCAACGCGUGGUGGUGACGAUGAUGGCAAUGCUGCUGAUGACAACAGCAGCGGUGUAGUUGGCAGCGUGGCGAACCUUCGCGCGCUUGUUGUUGGGUUUAUGCGGCAGGAACUUGUUGUCCUGGAUGCACAGACCCAUCUUGAGGUGCUGCGCCAUGACGUGGGCGGGGGCCACCGCUCGUGGGACUUUGCAUCGACAGUCAGCGGUGACGACGGAUAUGCCGCCGUCUUUAUCCGGGAUGCAGCCCUCAACUUUGUGCGCCGCCCGCCAGGCAACUCCGCGGACAGUGGCGUGUGUGUGCUCGAGGGUGGACACGGCCGCGAAUGCGUCUGCGUGCACGUCUGCCGCUUUGAUGAUGGCACGCGGGCAAUUGUGACGGGGAGCGAAGACAACCGCCUUGGCCUGUCCACGCUGCACGAUGGCGGUGGUGAUGGUCAUAGCAGCAGCGGGCCUGUGGUGCAUCGAUUCCACUGCUUCCUUCGCCAUCACAUCUCUGGCGUGCGCUGCAUUGCAUCAUGCCGUCUUGAUGGACAUUUGGUCCUCUUUUCCGGUUGUGGCGGUGGCGCUGUUGCAGCCUGGACGUCAAAAGCAGCGCAACACGCGACAAAGGAUCCCACGCGCAAGCCAACUGCGCGUGUGCUGCUGUCUGCGGAGGUGUGCAGCCGUUGGCCGCCGCCGUCCGUUGCCGCGAGCGUGGAGGCGCGUGUCAUGGCCAUUGCUGUACUCCCCGCGAACACACACACUGCUCUUCUCGCCAUCGCCCUCUCAGAUGCAUCCAUCAGGGUCGUUGGUUUUCGCGACAGCGUGUUCUGGGAUCUGCUUCGCCUCAACUACACAUCAAGCGAUGGCAAAGGGCGGUGUGUGCUGCAGGCGACGUGGAUCAAUGCAGCCAACGACACCAACGCCGAUGAUGACAACAGCAGCGGUGGCGGUGCAUCUCAUGCACGCGGUUUGCUGCUGACGACAACCACGGAUGGGCGCGCGUGUGUGUGGGACCUUCGACACGUGGUGCAAGCGCUUGAGGGCGGUGCGUGGCCCGUGAGCAGUGAUGUCACUGCCACGUGGCAGAAAGAAGCAGAUGCGGGGACACAUCUCGUUGGUGGUGUUGCCAUCCACCAGUCCGGCAUCAACGGUCUUGCUGUCCUCCCUCGUGAUGGCGCGGAUGUUCAUGGUGACGGUGGCGGUGGCGGUGAUGAUGGUGAUUGUAAGGAUGUUGUUGGUGGUGGUGAUGAUGUUGCCGCCAGCAGCAGCAGCAGCAGCAGCAGCAGCAGCAGCAGCAUGUGCGGGCCGUGUGUCGCUCGCGUCUGCAUCGCCACUUGCGGGGAUGACAACGCCGUUGCAGCGACGGCUCUUCGCAUCGUCACCGGUCCCCGUGCGCGUGUGGAGGCCGUGCACUCGGAUAUGGUUGCUGCGGGCCACGCCGCCAACGCCACGUGUUGUGUUGCUGUUGACGGCGACCGCUUUGCCACGUGCGGCGCAGACUGUCGUCUCAAUCUCUGGGCAUGGACACGCGGCACUCGCGAGGCGCCUGCCGGCCGUUUGCACUUGAUUGGAUCCCGUGUUCUCAGCAUCCACGACGUUCAAGACCUCGCUGUCACCCGCAAUGGUGGUGUUGACAGCGAGCCAACACACAUCCUUGCUGUGGGCAUGGGCACACAAGCCCGUUUCAGGUUUUGUGGGGACCAGGACUGUCCCGAUUGGCUCUUGGCUGAGAUCAGCCUGCUGUCCAAAGUGAGCUCCGUCAAGAUGAAACUUCUUGCCAACAACAUCGCAAAGGACAUCACAGGGACACCACUGAACUACGAGAAGAUGCAGAAGCUGUCCAGCGACGCCAAAUUCGGCCCUGGUGACUUGGAGACGCUGAUUGCGUGCGUGUCCUUCAUCAUCACCAACGCGGCCAAGUUUGACGUCGAUGGGGCAUCGCUCUCCAACGAACUGCAGCAGCUGGGUCUGCCCAAAGAGCACUCCCAAGCGCUGUGCAAGUCGUACGAGAGCAACGCAAAGGCCCUACAAGACAAGCUGGCCAGCAACUCGCUGCGAUUGUGGCGGCUGAAGGACUUCGACUGGAAGGUCGAUUAUCUCCUAAGCUCGUCCGCCCUCGAGAACCCUGAAACGCCCACACUCAACCUGAGCGUGACAGUCGACUCCCCGUCGUCGUCAUCUGUAACCACACACCGUGCUGUCGUUGAGCCAGACAUGCUCGCGUCCCUCGUUCACGAGCUGGGGGAUGCACGCGAGGCACUGGCGCGGUUGAACGCAUAG